Misgurnus anguillicaudatus (oriental weatherfish) is the source of this 724-nucleotide messenger RNA. The record is from RefSeq and is a predicted model, not a curated record. NCBI's taxonomy places the organism in Eukaryota, Metazoa, Chordata, Actinopteri, Cypriniformes, Cobitidae.
ACCGAUCCCAGAUCAGCCAAAGCGCAAAGGCAGCGCAUGAGCUCGUGAUUCCAUCGCACGAGCCGCCGAGAUCCGCGCCGCGGUGCAUUCUGGUCUUAGUUGAAAGAUUCAAGAUGGCGGCGAGCAGGAGACUACACAAGGAGCUUGAAGAAAUCCGCAAAUCUGGGAUGAAAAACUUCCGUAACAUACAAGUCGAUGAAUCAAACAUAUUGACAUGGCAGGGCCUCAUUGUUCCAGACAACCCUCCAUAUGACAAAGGGGCGUUCCGGAUCGAGAUCAUCUUCCCUGCAGAAUACCCUUUCAAACCACCCAAGAUUACGUUUAAAACGAAGAUCUAUCACCCCAACAUUGAUGAGAAGGGACAGGUCUGUCUGCCUGUUAUUAGUGCAGAGAACUGGAAACCAGCCACCAAAACUGACCAAGUAAUUCAGUCGCUCAUUGCCUUGGUGAACGAUCCACAGCCAGAACACCCUCUGAGGGCCGACCUAGCAGAAGAAUACUCAAAAGACCGUAAAAAAUUCUUUAAGAACGCAGAAGAGUUUACAAAGAAACACGGAGAAAAGCGGCCAGUGGACUAACAAUACCAGACAAGUGUGUAGCCCCACCUCCAGAACCCAAACCCCGCCUCCUCUCCCUCUGAUCUCCUUCCCUCGCUCUACUACCUUCUACUCAACAACCCAACCUCUACCCCGCUCCCUCUUUCUCUCCUUCUCCUCUCCUUUAC